This is a messenger RNA of Aspergillus mulundensis, 2313 nucleotides long. RefSeq names its product pentatricopeptide repeat-containing protein. The coding region runs from base 1 to 2313 and encodes 770 amino acids. NCBI's taxonomy places the organism in Eukaryota, Fungi, Ascomycota, Eurotiomycetes, Eurotiales, Aspergillaceae. The transcript is spliced from 2 exons. The record is from RefSeq and is a predicted model, not a curated record. Gene Ontology annotation, molecular function: protein binding.
AUGCCUAGAUCAAGACGUGGCGGCGAAAUCCCUGAGAAUUUUACCUCCGAAACACAAAUUCCGUCAGAUGAGGCCAUCGCAUCAGAAGACCUCGCCGGUCCGGAUGAGGACAUGCCACAGCGCUGGACGAGCAGGACGCCCCGCGAGCGCUCGGCGAAGGCGCCAAAGGAAUCCCCCCUGAUGCUGAUUGCCAUGAACAAGGGACCAACAGUCCAGAAGAAGGCGGUUGAGAUGGAGCUGGCGUGGUUGAAAGAUCGCACGGUGCUGGCCGAGCGGGUGCAAAGGUUGCUCAGGCAACAUGACGUUGCAUUCGCCGUGGAGCUUGUCCGGACGGCGCAGCGGCGAGGAUAUGAUACCCAGGGAGCGUGGAAUGCGAUUCUGGCUUAUUCCUUUGCGCAAAAAGAUGCCAAUGCCGCGUUUCGGUUUUGGAAUGAUAUGAAAAAGCGCGGCUCUAUGCCUAAUUCCCGGGCCUAUACGACUAUGCUGCACGGGUUUUGCAGUGUGGAUAGAACCCCCUUUGUCAAUCCUAUGUCGAUGGCUCGGUCGAUUUACCAAAGUAUUCUCGAUCCCGACAGUGACAUCGAAGUUAAUCUUUUCCAUCAUAAUGCCAUGCUGACUGCUUGUGGGCACCAUGGGGACAUGAAUUUGCUUUGGGAAAUUGCCGGUUCUCUGCCUGAAGACGGACCAGGCUCGCCGAAUGAUUUCACGUACACAAUCAUUCUGAGCGCUUUAAGGAGGAAAAUUCAGAAAGAGGCUGAAACGCUUGGAGCCCGCGAGUACGGAGCGGAAAAGACCUACAACAUGCGGCUGUCGCUGAUUGCGGAGGGCAAAAAAAUCUGGACCGAUAUUGUAUAUCGAUGGAAGAAGGGCGAGUUCGCGAUGACGAAUGAGCUUGUUUCAGCCAUGGCCGGUCUACUUUGGGAAGGUCCCGGUGAUUGGCAUAUGUACGAGGUGCUCAAGCUCAUGAACCAAACUACCGGUAUCCCUAUCCUGACGGAGGAACCAUCACGCGAUCUCGAGGUCAGUUCACGCCGUUCACAUGCAAAACAAGGCACCCCUAGAAAACCCAAAAAGUCAGAGGAGGAUGUGCCGUUUGUGGACCGACUGGGCAGGCAUGUCAGAGAAACGGCCCGCCUGGAGGCUGCCAAGGAUCUGGAGGUCGCGAACGAGCUGGAGACGGAGCUGGAAGAUGAGGCCGACUUUGAGCAUCUUUUCGACAAUUUCCUACCGGAUGCGAAGCCUUACUCUCAACCCCCACCUUCGGAACCAGAACGCUUCGAAGCUUCACCCCGGAAAUUUGUCUUCAGGCGACCUGCAUUUCAACAGCCCGAAUCUCAGACACCAGAGCCAGCCGGGGACGAAGUCAGGGGCCCGAACUACGUGCCUAUAGGCAACCGAGAGCUCUCCAUUAUCAUGGAGACGUGCCUGCAGAUGACUAACGCUGCGAAAGCUGGAAAGGCCUACUGGAAUCACCUUACGGAAGGCGAUCACGACUACGUGGUCACACCAGACCGUCGCGCGUACAUUGGGUAUCUUCGUAUCCUUCGUAUAGCUCGUCAAAGUCGCCUCGCGAUUAAACUCAUCCGCGACAAGCUGGUCCCACAAGGCAUCGAGUCGGGCCUACCGUUUCACCUUGCUAUGAGCAUCUGUCGCCGUGAUCGCAACAAUUUGAAUGUCUUCAAGAACGCCAACGAGCUGCUGAAGCUCAUGGAUGAAGGCCUCAUGCUCCCCGACUACCGAGCCAUAUCCAGCUAUCUCUACCUCCUCAAGAGCCUGCAAGACAACCCGCAGCUCCUCCUGUCUCUGAACGGCCUCGACCCGGAGAAACAAUCCAAGUCCAACCUCCGGCAAAUGGGCAAGGAACUUGUCCUCAAUCUCCAGACAAUUGCAGCAGACCACCUCCGCCCCCUUGUCACCACGCUUGACAAGGCCAUGGAUGCAUCACGAGCGGGCAAACCCGACUUGUCCGGCCGGCACGGCGUCGAUAUUGAAACCGUUAGAUUGCAGAAAGUACCAGGCGAAGAAGCCGUCGCUGUCGCGGCCCGCGUAAGAAUGCUGCUUGUUGAGAUCCUGUCGCCUAAAAGGGAAUACCCUCUCCCCAAGAAGGACCGCAAGCGAUUCGAAGCGGAUGAGGAGUUUCUCCGCAAAUACACUAAAGCCGACGUUAUCGAGUCUCUCCAGCGAAGGAUGAUCUACCCGACUGCUGAGCAGCAAGACCGGUAUUACCGGCGCUUUAUGCCCCAAAAUGAGACCAUUUUUGAUGAGGACGAGGCCCUGACUGUUGAUGAUCCGCCGGCAACCAAGGAUAAAUAG